Candida tropicalis MYA-3404 is the source of this 462-nucleotide messenger RNA. RefSeq lists its product as uncharacterized. The record is from RefSeq and is a predicted model, not a curated record. Bases 1 to 462 code for a protein of 153 amino acids. Gene Ontology annotation, biological process: mitochondrion organization. Lineage: Eukaryota; Fungi; Ascomycota; Pichiomycetes; Serinales; Debaryomycetaceae. Gene Ontology annotation, cellular component: mitochondrion; nucleus. The transcript has a single exon.
AUGCCUAGACAAAGAAGAUCUGCUCCAGCUCCAAGACAACAAACUAGAUCUGCUCACACUGCAGCUGCUCCAUCUGCUUAUCCACAACAACACAGUUACCCACCACAAGCUGCUCAUCCAGCUCAACCAGUUCAAACACAAUCUAGUCAACCAGGUUUAUUUUCACAAAUGGCAUCUACUGCUGCUGGUGUUGCCGUUGGUUCCACUAUUGGUCACACUUUAGGUGCUGGUAUUACUGGUAUGUUUGGUGGUUCUUCAUCUUCUGCUCCAGCUGAAGCUGCUCCACAACAACAACAAGUCGCUGCUUAUCAACAACAACAAACUCAAGAACAAUCUAAACAUUGUGAUGCCGAUGCCAGAAGCUUUACCAGAUGUUUGGAAGAUAACAAUGGUAAUAUGCAAAUCUGUGAUUACUACUUGCAACAAUUGAAAGCUUGUCAAGAAGCCUCUAGACAAUACUAG